UGCGGAUUUGCUCCACGGGUACUCUAGUCAGCUGCAAUGCUGGGAUCAGCGCGUGCGAGAAGGGCGAGCAGUGGCAAUGGGCACUGGCGCUGCUGAGCGAGAUGCGGGAGGCAAAGCAGGAGCCCGACGGCAUCAGCUACAGCGCUGGGAUCAGCGCGUGCGAGCAGGGCGAGCAGUGGCGGCGGGCGCUGGCACUGCUCAGCGAGAUGCGCGAGGUGAAGGUGGAGCCCAACGCCAUCUUCAGCUACAGCGCUGGGAUCAGCGCGUGCGAGAAGGGCGAGCAGUGGCAGCGGGCGCUUGCGCUGAUGAGCGAGAUGUGGGAGGUGAAGGUGGAGCCCGAC
Prorocentrum cordatum is the source of this 341-nucleotide messenger RNA. The record is from the annotation of a GenBank genome assembly. NCBI's taxonomy places the organism in Eukaryota, Dinophyceae, Prorocentrales, Prorocentraceae.